UCGCGCAUAGAAACUUUGCAGUAAGCAGUUGAACAUCGGCUUUUAGGGUCAACAUUCGUUUUAUAGCGACCCUGUGUGACAAAUUUUUAACAUUAUGUAUAGCUUUGUGUAUUAGGAUGUGUUUAUGAGUGUGUGUGAGUGUUGUGAUGUGCCUUGGAAAAUGUGGGAUAAGUUUUUCUCGAAGUCUGUGAGAAAAAAGCUUUAGGUCACCAUGUCAACGGGCAGCUGUUCAGGCCCGGGAAUCUGUGGGGGAGCGAGACGAAGGCCGCCCCCACCUCCUGAGCCGGCGCUGUCCCUGGCAGCAGACCUGAGCGAGCUGAGUCUAGAUCAGGGAUACCAUACCCUAGCUGACUGCGGCCCACCCAGACGGCGGCGGGAUAAUAGCUUGAGUGAUGCGCUCUGGAUGAAGAUAUUAUCGUAUUUAGAGGUAUCAGACUUAUGCCGAAUGUCCCGGGUGUGUCGGAGAUGGUCCCGUUUCGUGAACAGACUGUUGGCUCGACCUGAACCCUGGCGGAGAAUCCGUGCAGCUGGUCCAUUAGAGAUUGCUGCCAGAUGUGCUGGAGCCAGAGCUGGCUUAUGUGCUGGAUCUGUUAGAGAAUGGAGGAUGAAAAAUACUGCGGUAUCAGUAGCGGGCGCUCAAUUAGUGGCUGCUACGUUUAGAAAUCUGACACAUCUGGCACUCACCGGUUCAACGAGUAUGGACGCGAGAUCAUUAGCUCCGCUAAUAACGGAUCUGAUGGAUUUGCGGCAUUUGGAUCUUACUGGAUGCCUAAACGUCGACUGGCCGGAAUGGGCGUGGCUAGAAAGUCGACUAGCAGCGCGACGUCCUCCAGUGGAAUACAUAGACCUCACUGACUGCAGCUCAGUCUCAGAUGCUGGCCUGUGCGCUUUACUUCACACCUGUCCGUCUCUUCAGUACUUAUAUCUAAGGAGGUGUACUCUAGUCACAGACGCAGGCGUGCGGUGGGUGCCAUCAUAUUGCGCUUUGAAAGAAUUGAGCAUGUCUGACUGUACGGGUGUGACAGAUUUCGGCUUGUACGAGUUGGCUAAGCUUGGCCAAGCACUGCGCUACCUCUCUGUUGCCAAAUGUUCCCAGGUUUCAGAUUCGGGUAUACGUACAUUGGCAAGGCGGUGUUAUAAGCUGCGGUAUUUAAAUGCCAGAGGAUGUGGUGCCCUUGGAGAUGAUGGAGUAGAAGCCAUCGCAAGGGGCUGUUCCAGGCUUAGAGCACUCGAUCUGGGGGCUACUGACGUAUCUGAAAAUGGACUACAGAUCUUGGCCCGAUGCUGUCCAAACCUCAAGAAACUCGCCCUUCGAGGCUGCGAGCUGGUAGGAGAUGAUGGCUUAGAAGCGGUGGCCUAUUACUGCCGUGGUCUUACACAACUCAACAUACAGGACACUCCCGUGACUUUACGCGGAUAUAGGGCAGUGAAAAAGUACUGCAAGCGAUGUGUUAUUGAACAUACGAAUCCCGGAUUUUGUUAACAAAUGUUUCUGAACGUUUUAUUGUGAAAUACUUGGUGCUUUAUUUGUCUAUAUGUAUUAUAUUUUUGUAGAAGUAUUAACUGUAAAUAUUUGUAAAUGUAAUUUUAAGUAUAUAUGUAUAUUAAUAAUACAAUAUUUAUGAAAAUUUAAACAUUAAGGUUUUUAAAUGAGAUAUUUUUGGGUGAAUAAAAUAUUUUCUUUAACUGUGUUAAAGUCGGAUAUAUAGAAACAAUUUUAUUCAUUUGCCAUAUAUCCAUAUGAAUAACGCAUUGAAAGACUGGAAUUGUCCUGUUUUGUAUUUAUUAUUAACUUUUCAUACAAUCUGUAUAGUUUUCUAUUACUUCCAAAUAUUUUCAAAUAUUUUAUCAUACAAAAAAAGGGUGCGUGUACUUAUGUACGCGCGUAAGAAGUCAUACUUCUUUGGCAUUAUUAAAAAUAGUUUUUGA
Messenger RNA from Pieris napi, 1929 nucleotides. It is a transcript of the gene Fbxl7, whose product is annotated as F-box/LRR-repeat protein 7-like. The record is from RefSeq and is a predicted model, not a curated record. Gene Ontology annotation, biological process: SCF-dependent proteasomal ubiquitin-dependent protein catabolic process. Gene Ontology annotation, cellular component: SCF ubiquitin ligase complex. Gene Ontology annotation, molecular function: protein binding. The transcript is spliced from 8 exons. NCBI's taxonomy places the organism in Eukaryota, Metazoa, Arthropoda, Insecta, Lepidoptera, Pieridae. Bases 212 to 1483 code for a protein of 423 amino acids.